Lottia gigantea (owl limpet) is the source of this 1444-nucleotide messenger RNA. RefSeq lists its product as hypothetical. The transcript is spliced from 5 exons. NCBI's taxonomy places the organism in Eukaryota, Metazoa, Mollusca, Gastropoda, Lottiidae. The record is from RefSeq and is a predicted model, not a curated record. Bases 1 to 708 code for a protein of 235 amino acids.
AUGCAGGCUUUGGGGCAUCACCCAAUUUGUGCUUUAUUGGUGUUAGUUUCGACUGUUAAUGCUGAUAUAGAUUCAGAUUAUCUAGAUUGUAUGUAUAGUCAAGAGACUAAAAAUGGACGAACUCGCUGUACAGAUGCCUUUUCGGGUCCUUCCCCUCAAGCAGGCCCAACUUUAUUUUUUUCCGAUCCUGAAAUCAGCAACUAUAGCAGAUUGUUCAAAGCCGAGUAUAUAAAAUGGGCAAUCUGUUAUAAUUCAGUUGAAAUUAACUGUUAUAAACCUGAAUAUCAAGACCUGGCCAUGUCUAAUUGUGGUAUACAAUCCGCCAUUGAAUACUUCUUUGAAAGAGAGGCCGAUGGUAAUAUAUUUGAUCACAUAUGUGAAGGAUUUAACAAAAGCAACACUGAAUUUCUUGAAUGUUUUCGUCAACUAGAUGAACUAACAACUCCCUCUACUGGUAAUAUAACAUAUGAAGGGUACAAGUACAAUCUCUGUCGCCGUCGACUGGUUGACAUAGAUUGUUAUCGUAAUAACAACGAAUUUAAACAAGUAUGUUCUGAUACACAAACUACGUUUACUACCAUUUUGGAAAAACAAUUACCUCAUGCUUGUGAUGCUGGUAACGAUGGAAACAAUGGUUAUGCUGGUAACAACACAAGAAUAUGGAGUUUGAUUGUAAUUACCUAUCUGAUCAGUUUAUUUAACAAUUAAAAUAUCAACACUCAUUGAUUAAUAUUUACAUUGCUACUAUCACUCCCUUCAAUAAACCAGUUAGCCAAACCGGCGUUUAUUUUCCAAUAACUGUAGUUUGUCACGUGACAAUAAGGCGUAUGAAUACAUCGAAAACGAAAACAAGGAUUGACCCAAGUUUUAUACCUAGAGUCUAAUCUUAUUUUACAAUUUAUUGAAAUUUACAAUUGUUGUAAUGGAAUAAUAAAUAUUUUAUAAUUCUAUCAUCCAAAAAAUAUUAUUAGGGGCGGGGCGGUGAACUUGAUUGACAGAUAUCGGUGAAUUAAGCAACAACGGUUUCGGGUAUUUUUACAAUUAAAAAAAGAACAUUUUAGCGUAUUUUAUCAGAAAAGAUAAACCAAUGUAAAUAUAAGGAAUGAAUGUGGAUCUUGUUAUCGUUAUGGGGAAAUAAACGCUGGUUUAUCAUGUGACAAGACGUACAUAAUAAUUAAAUAAUGUUUUAAUUUAUUAAAUCUUUUAGGAUGAUUUUCCAUAUUUUGUAGUGUUAAAUUCAAAUUCAAAUUCUAUAUUUUCCUUGAACCUAAAGGCUCAUCAGAAUAGAACAUAAUACAUAAUGUUUACAAACAUACAAAUAAUAUACAAUAUACAAAUAUUUACACAUAUUUAUGACAGAGAGAGGGAGAACAAAUUAGUUUAUUGUAUUAAUCGCUUAGUUUAAAUAUCUCAUUUCAGUGUCAAAUUAAAGAAACUAUUUGAU